AUGUACCUGACCGCCUGGUGCUUCUUCCUCUGCUGGGCUCCCGCCCUGACGCUGAAGAACCUGAACUACUCGGUGCCCGAGGAGCAGGGCGCCGGCACGGUGAUCGGCAACAUCGGCCGCGAUGCCCGGCUGCAGUCCGGGCUGCCGUCGGUGGAGCGGCCCCGCGGCGGCGGCGGCGCCAAGUCCACCUUCCGCGUGCUGGAGAACUCGGCGCCGCACCUGCUGGACGUGGACGGCGAGAGCGGCUUGCUGUACACCAAGCAGCGCCUGGACCGCGAGGCGCUGUGCCGCCGGAGCGCCAAGUGCCAGCUGUCCCUCGAGGUCUUCGCCAACGACCAGGAGAUCUGCAUGAUCAAGGUGGAGAUCCAGGACCUGAACGACAACGCGCCCGCCUUCCCGUCCGACCAGGUGGACCUGGACAUCUCCGAGAACGCCGCGCCAGGCACCCGCUUCCCGCUGGCCAGCGCGCACGACCCGGACGCCGGCGAGCACGGGCUGCGCACCUACCUGCUCACCCGCGACGACUACGGCCUCUUCGCGCUCGACGUCAAAGCCCGCGGCGACGGCACCAAGUUCCCCGAGCUGGUGGUGCAGAAGCCGCUGGACCGCGAGGAGCAGAGCCACCACACGCUGGUGCUGACGGCGCUCGACGGCGGCGACCCGCCCCGCUCGGGCACCGUGCAGCUCAACGUGCGCCUCAUCGACUCCAACGACAACAGCCCCGUCUUCGAGGCCGCGUCGUACGUGGUGGAGCUGCCCGAGAACGCCCCGCUGGGCACCGCGGUUAUCGACCUCAACGCCACCGACGCCGACGAGGGCACCAACGGCGAGGUGCUCUAUGCCUUCAGCGGCUACACCCCGGAGCGGGUGCGCGAGCUCUUCAGCAUCGACCCCCAGACGGGCCUGAUCCGAGUCAAGGGGAACCUGGACUACGAGGAGGGGGGGCUCGUCGAAAUCGACGUGCAGGCCCGCGACCUGGGGCCCAACCCCAUCCCCGCCCACUGCAAGGUCACCGUGCGCCUGGUCGAUCAGAACGACAAUGCGCCCACCAUUGGCUUUGUCUCUGUGCGCCAGGGCGCUCUGAGCGAGGCGGCGCCGCCGGGCACCGUCAUUGCCCUGGUGAGAGUAACUGACCGUGACUCGGGCAAAAAUGGGCAGCUGCAGUGCCGGGUGCAAGGGGAUGGCGUGGGGGGCGACGGAGCAGUGCCCUUCACAUUAGAGGAGAACUAUGACAACUUGUACACUGUGGUGACAGACCGGCCCUUGGAUAGGGAGGUGCAGGACGAGUACAAUGUCACCAUCCUGGCUAGAGAUGGGGGCACCCCCUCGCGCAACUCUACCAAAUCUUUCACAGUCAGGAUCCUUGACGAGAAUGACAACCCACCCCGCUUCAGCAAGAGCCUCUAUGUGCUGCAGGUGCCGGAGAACAACAUCCCGGGUGAGUACCUGGGCUCCGUGUUGGCCAAGGACCCAGACCUGGGCCAAAACGGCACUGUGUCCUAUUCCAUUCUGCCCGGGCACGUGGGCGAUGUCUCCAUCUACACCUAUGUCUCCGUCAACCCCACCAAUGGUGCCAUCUAUGCCUUGCGCAGCUUCAACUAUGAGCAGACCAAACAUUUUGAGUUCCACGUGCUGGCCAAAGACUCUGGGUCCCCCCACCGCGAGAGCAACGCCACCGUCCGUGUCACUGUCCUCGACGUCAAUGACAAUGCCCCCCUUAUAGUCUUGCCAGCCCUGAUCAAUGACACUGCUGAGCUCCAGGUCCCCCGUAAUGCUGGCGUGGGGUACCCUGUGGGCACGGUCCGUGCCCUGGAUAGUGACUUUGGGGAAAGUGGGCGCCUCACCUAUGAGAUUGUGGAAGGCAAUGAGGAGCACCUGUUUGAGAUGGACCCUGCAAGUGGGGAGAUUCGCACGCUGCACCCUUAUUGGGAAGAGCUGAGCCCUGUGGCCGAACUCGUGGUUAAGGUCAGUGAUCACGGGAAGCCCAGUCUGUCGGCUGUAGCCAAGCUCAUUGUCCGGGCCUUGGCUGGGCCUCUGCCUGAAGCUGGGGAGCCCCAGGUGAAUGGCGAGCAGCACCGGCGGCCACAUUGGGACUUGUCGCUCCCCCUGAUUGUCACCCUGAGCACCGUAUCCAUCAUCCUCCUGGCUGCCAUGAUCACCAUUGCCGUGAAGUGCAAGCGGGAGAACAAGGAGAUCCGCACCUACAACUGCCGUAUUGCCGAGUACAGCCACCCCCAGCUGGGCGGAGGGGGCGGUGGAGGAGGUGGGGGCGGAGGCAGCGGAGGGGGCAAGGGCAAGAAGAAGAAGAUCAGCAAGAACGACAUCAUGCUCGUGCCCAGCGAAGGGGAGGACAGCCGGGGACCCCUCAACGUCAUGAACGUGGUGAGCAGCCCUUCCUUGGCCACAUCGCCCAUGUAUUUUGACUACCAGACACGCUUGCCCCUUAGCUCACCCAGGUCCGAGGUGAUGUACCUGAAACCUGCCUCCAACAACCUGACUGUGCCGCAGGGACAUGUGGGUUGCCACACCAGCUUCACAGGGCAAGGGACUAACGUCAGUGAGGCUCCACCGAGCCGGAUGUCCAUAAUACAGACAGACAAUUUUCCCGCAGAGCCCAAUUACAUGGGCAGCAGGCAGCAGUUUGUUCAAAGUAGCUCCACGUUCAAGGACCCUGAACGAGCCAGCUUGAGAGACAGCGGGCAUGGGGACAGUGACCAGGCUGACAGUGACCAAGAUACUAACAAAGGCUCCUGUUGUGACAUGUCGGUUAGGGAGGCACUCAAGAUGAAAACGACUUCAACUAAAAGCCAGCCAAUCGAACAAGAACAGCAAGGGAGAGGCCAAAGACCCAUUGUUGGGAUCUGUGGACCAGCCCGCUGUAAGGAAGGAAAAUUUUCAGAACAAGAGGAGUGCAUUAAUUGCACAGAUGAAUGCCGAGUGCUUGGUCAUUCUGAUAGAUGUUGGAUGCCCCAGUUCCCCACUGCCAACCAGGCUGAAAAUGCAGAUUAUCGAACAAACCUCUUUGUCCCCACAGUGGAAGCUAAUGUUGAGACUGAGACUUACGAAACUGUGAACCCCACGGGGAAAAAGACUUUUUGUACAUUUGGGAAAGACAAGCGAGAGCACACUAUUCUCAUUGCCAAUGUAAAACCUUAUCUCAAAGCCAAACGUGCCCUGAGUCCUCUCCUCCAAGAGGUUCCCUCAGCAUCAAGCAGCCCAACCAAGACCUGUAUUGAGCCUUGCGCCUCAACGAAAGGACCACUGGAUAGUUGCGAAGUCAAAACAGGAGCCUUGGCUGAACCCAGCAGCCAGUACCUGACAGCCACUGACAGCCAGUACCUAUCGCCCAGUAAACAGGCCAGAGACGCUGCCUUCAUCGCGUCCGAUCAAAUGGCUAGGGUCUUUGCUGAGGUGCAUUCCCGAGUGAGCCGAGACUCCGCUGAGAUGGACGCUGUGUUGGAGCAGAUAGACCGUUCAAACAGGGAACUAGGGAGAGAGUCGGUGGACGCGGAGGAAGUAGUGCGGGAGAUUGACAAGCUUUUACAGGACUGUCGGGGAAAUGACCCUGUGGCUGUGAGAAAAUGAAACAAAACACAAAAGACAGCCUGGCAUUUAUUAGCUUUUUCUGCUGAAUUUAAAAAAAAAAAAAAUCUCCCCUGGUUCUGAAAUUUAUACAGGGAUGAACGAAGACCAAUGCUGCUUUAAGGCUUUUAGUGAACAUCUGAAGUGCCCACAAGUAUGUUCUUUUCACUGCUCUUUCUUUUUCACAGAUAACACUGGUUUCGUUUUUACCAAACUUUCAUUAGAACAGUGUGAUGUAUGUUAAGAAAAUGGAAGGAAGAGAG
This is a messenger RNA of Elgaria multicarinata webbii, 3845 nucleotides long. RefSeq names its product protocadherin 17 (gene PCDH17). NCBI's taxonomy places the organism in Eukaryota, Metazoa, Chordata, Lepidosauria, Squamata, Anguidae. Gene Ontology annotation, cellular component: plasma membrane. Bases 1 to 3585 code for a protein of 1194 amino acids. The transcript is spliced from 5 exons. Gene Ontology annotation, biological process: homophilic cell-cell adhesion. Gene Ontology annotation, molecular function: calcium ion binding. The record is from RefSeq and is a predicted model, not a curated record.